Molecule: messenger RNA, 1481 nt
Organism: Saccostrea echinata
Lineage: Eukaryota; Metazoa; Mollusca; Bivalvia; Ostreida; Ostreidae
Product: ketosamine-3-kinase-like
Exons: 9
Coding region: 70-993 (307 amino acids)
Source: RefSeq, a predicted model, not a curated record
GUUAUAGUUUUCUUUCUUUCUCUCUCUCUCUCUACAUUGACAUCAAGCAGAGAAACAGACAAUACAGGAAUGGAGACUUUAUUGCGUGCAGAGUUGGACGACGAAGACUUGAAGUGUUUGGGCACGGGUGGAUCAGGGUGUAUUAGCGAAGGACUGAUAUACCAAACAGGGACAGGACAGAAAAUAUUUGUCAAAGUCAACAACAAAUCAGAGGCUCGACAGAUGUUUGAUGGGGAAUAUAGAAGUUUGGAAUACUUAUAUGCAGCAGGAAUUAUCCAAGUUCCAAAACCAAUUAAGGUCAUAGACCUACCAGAAGGAGGUUCUGCUUUGAUUAUGGAACAUGUUGAGAUAAACAGUUUGUCCUCACAAGCUGGGAAGCUAGGGGAAUUAAUGGCCAGAUUACAUAUGCUAAACUCAGAGUUGUUGGAGAAAUCAAAGAAAAUGGAGAAGUAUGUGGGUAAAGCAGGCCAGCUGUCCCCCGUCACUCAGUUUGGAUUCGACAUAAACACAUGUUGUGGAUACAUACCACAAGACAAUACCUGGCAAAAUAACUGGGUGGAUUUUUAUUCAAGAAAGUUAAAACAACAACUUGAUAUGGUGGAAAAAGGUUAUCAUGACAGAGAAGCAAGAGAAUUAUGGUCAGAACUCCAGCUGAAGCUUCCCACAUUUUUUGACAAAGUGGACAACAUCCUGCCAGCACUCAUGCAUGGAGAUUUAUGGGGCGGAAAUGUUGGUGAAAACAAAAAUGGCCCAGUAAUAUUUGACCCUGCCAGUUUUUAUGGUCAUUCUGAGUUUGACUUAGCCAUUGCUAAGAUGUUUGGUGGCUUCAGUUCUUCUUUUUUUGACAACUACCACAAGCUUUUACCACAAUCCCCUGGAUUCAGAAAAAGGACAGACCUCUACAAACUCUUCCACUAUCUCAAUCACUGGAAUCAUUUUGGAGGCUCAUACAGAAAUUCGUCCAUUUCAACACUUUCUCGCCUUCUUAAAUAAUUAAAUACUUUAUAUGUGCAUAAAAUGUUGGUAAAAACAGCUCAAGCUUGUAUUAACUUUGCUACAUUUAAAACACUGCCUCAUAAACACUUGAUCUGAAGCUGAAAUAAUACAAGAGUUGUUCUGUUAAACUGAAGUGAUGUCCCAACAAAUGUUGUUCUGUUAACUGAAGUAAUGCAUCCACAAGUCUUAGAGUUGUUUCUUAAAACCAAAGAGUUGUUCUGUUAAACUGAAGUUAUGCAUCCACAUGAGUUGUUCCAUUAAAACUGAAGAGUUGUUCAGUUAAACUGAAGUUAUGCAUCCACAAGAGUUGUUCCAUUAAAACUGAAGUAGUUCAAUGCAUCCAAACACUGUCAAUCCCCACAUUCAUGGCUAUUAUUUAAUGAAUUUAAGCAUACACUCAGAGGUAAAAUGUUGUUAAAAGUAUUGAUGUAAGUGGAAUGUAUUUAAUUCAUAUAUAAAAAUAAAUAGUUGUUUAUUUGCUUCAA